Cetraspora pellucida is the source of this 1695-nucleotide messenger RNA. The record is from the annotation of a GenBank genome assembly. NCBI's taxonomy places the organism in Eukaryota, Fungi, Glomeromycota, Glomeromycetes, Diversisporales, Gigasporaceae.
AUGUCCGUUAAAAGUCUUCGAAAUCCUCCUCACUCACUAAUGUUAACAUCAGAUUGUAUUGCUGAUAUUCUAUUUCAACUGAAAAAUGAUCGCGCAACACUAUACUCUUGUCUCCUUACCAAUCGACUAUUUUGUCGACUUGUGGUCCCACUAUUAUGGAGUAGGCCAUUCGAGCAUAUAAUUUCUGGAAAGAAAGCUGCAACCAGCAUAAUCCAUUCAUAUCUAUCCUGUUUGACACUUGAUGAAAAACAGAUGUUAUCUAAAAAAUUGAAACACUGGUUUCCUCCUUUACCUACUCCAUUAUUCGAUUAUCCUAAAUAUCUUCGAGCGUUUGAUUCGAGAAAUUUCCGACAAACCGUUCAAAAAUGGUGGUCUGUUCCUUUUGAUAAUGUUCAAAGUCUCAAAAGAGUGAUAGAUGGUAUCGAAUUGUUUAGCAAUGUGCUGUUAAAUCAUAUUCACAGCUUGGAAUUAUUGAAGUUAGAACAAGAGUACAAUAAUUAUUUUGACGAAGAAGGAAACCUCAUUUGUAGCUUUCCAGAAUUUUCUUCUUACGUAAGAGCUGGUCAAGUAUUACAUAAUCUUCGAAAAUUUGAAUUAACUUAUUGGAUUGAAAUUGCGAGCAACAAUGUUACCGAAGAAAAAAUUUUAGGCUUACUCAAUAAAGUUAUAGAUUCCUCAACGAUUAUUAGACAAAUUUCGAUUAAUAUGCCAAGUUUGCUUGAAACUCAACAAAUAGUUCCACUACUAUCUAAAUUAAUUAGUAGGCAACACAACCUUGAAACAUUUGAAUUCGAUGGCCGGUGGGAUUCCAUCAUUUCAAAUACUUUGUGUUUAUCAAUUCAUAGUCACCUAAAAUAUUUAAGAAUCAAUAAUAUAACCACGAUUAUAGAACUUCUUCCCAUUCUCAACUCAUGGACUCAUCUUGACACAUUGGUAUUAUGUAGACCACAAGUUAUUGAUGAUUUUACAAAGAUUAAUGUGGACACUCUGCCUCCAAUUUUUAUUAGAAAAUUGUUAAUUUACGAUGUUGGACCAGAUCGAAAAAUCUUGGAUAACUUUGUAGGAUUACUACUUCGAUUAGCAAAUCGUCAUUUAAAAGUGUUUUCAUUACAAGAAUGUAUAACACCUAAGCUUUGCAAAAUACUUGUUGAAUAUUGUCGAAAUCUAACUCAUUUAUCAACAAUCAUUAAUACUAUCGACCUCUCUUCGCUUUGCACUACACUUCGAUAUUUACCGAGUAUUGAACAUUUAGUAAUAGUUCAGAGUAAUAGUAAUUCUCCACGACAACGUUCAUGGAUGAUAUCAAACAGUUGUGGUGUUAAUAGACACUCAUGGGAAACAAAGUCUCUUAAAUGUCUUGCUAACUCAUUCCCACCUUGCCUCAAAUAUUUAGGAAUGUGCAUAAAUUUUUCGGUUACUCAACUCAAAAUUCUUUUACAAAAUAUUGAGGCACCUAUUUGUAUAAUGGAAUUUUAUAAUGUCGGUGGUGAUAUGAUGAUGGAUAAAACAUUAGAGUUACAUUUUCUAAGAUUAAUGGCGGAAUAUGCUGCAAGAAAUCCAGGAUUUUGUGUGCUUGGAUUACCUGAAAGUCCAGAAGCUUGGUAUGAUGCUGAUUUUUGGAAGAUGGCAAAAGAUUCUAUUCCUGUUAUUAAGAAGUCAGAACUUCUAUAUUAUCCGGUUUUUAGUAAGUAUUAA